Molecule: messenger RNA, 472 nt
Organism: Ectocarpus sp. CCAP 1310/34
Lineage: Eukaryota; Phaeophyceae; Ectocarpales; Ectocarpaceae
Source: the annotation of a GenBank genome assembly
AUGUGCAGCGCUAAUGUGCAGCACUGUGGGUUUGUCGGAUUCGAUGAGAUGAGGGUGGGUAAAGUGGAGAGUGAGAGAGUGAGGGAGUCUCGUGUGGCAAAAAACAUUACCGGUAAGAUGAGAGCGGGCACGACAACGACGGUGACGGCAAUACGACAUCAAAGGAUCAAAGUUUUGCCUGAGUGUGCAGCGCUGAUGUGCAGCGUGAUGUGCAGCACUGUGGAUUUGUCGGAUCCGAUGAGAUAUGGUGGGUAAAGUGGAGAGUGAGGGAGGUGCGAGGGAGGAGAAAUUACAGGAGCAUCACAGAGCAUCCCUGUGAGAAGAAGGGGACGAGUACUGCUUCUUCUUUUGCUUCCCAGACGAAGGCUUUGGGUCGGCCGCACCACCUUUCACACCCUGUCGUUUAUCACGUGGCAGGCAAUGGGGUCACAAGGGCGUUUUUUGUCAUUACCGUGAACUUUAGCAUCUUGGA